UAAAAACAGGCAAUUACGGUUUCACUUCUAAAAUAAAACAAUACAUGGGACAAUGCUGACGUAAUGCCUGAGUCAUCCAUGCUCUUUGACUUUGGUCGGCGCUGGCCCGCCCAUCAGACGUUGUGACAGCACAGGCCGUGUUUCCAGGUGCUGUUGCAGUGAAGAUGGACUUUAGAACUAGUUGUAAUGGCUUAUUGGCCUUCUGAAGCUAGCUAGCUUUGUCUCGGAGGUUUGUUUUUCCCUGUCAAAUCUCCGCGAGAAGGGAGCGAGAACUGGGCUAGCUUCACAAAGACCACAAAAAUGCACCCUGACUCGGAAUUGAGAAUUUGAACUGCAUCGCUGGGAUAAAUCAUUAAUGUGGUCAUGGCUGGGCUGAUCAAGAAACAGAUCCUCAAACACCUCUCCAGGUUUGCUAAGAACCUGUCCCCAGACAAGAUCAACCUGAGCACACUGAAGGGUGAGGGCCAGCUCACCAACCUGGAGCUGGAUGAGGAGGUACUGCAGAGCAUGUUGGACCUGCCCACCUGGCUGGCCAUCAACAAAGUGGGCUGCAACAAGGCUGCCAUCCGGAUCCCAUGGACCAAGCUGAAGACCCACCCCAUCUCUCUGACCCUGGACAAGGUGGUAAUGGAGAUGAGCACCUGUGAUGAGCCCCGCCCUCCCAACGGCCCGUCUCCCAUAGCAACAGCCUCGGGGCAAAGUGAGUAUGGCUUUGCUGAGAAGGUGGUGGAGGGCAUCUCUCUGUCCAUCAACUCCAUUGUGGUGAAGAUCAGUGCCAAGGCGUUCAACGCCUCCUUUGAGUUGAGCCAGCUGCAGGUCUACUCUGUCAACACCAGCUGGAGCCUGUCAGACCUCCGCUUCACACGCAUACAGGACCCACACAGAGGAGAGAUCCUGACGUUUAAGGAGAUCAGCUGGCAGAUGAUCCGCAUCGAGGCGGACGCCAUCCAGAGUGCCCAGAACGAGAUGCUGAGUGCCCCCAUCCGCCUCAUCACCAACCAGUCCAAGAUCAGAGUCACCCUGAAGAGACGGUCCAAGGACUGUAACGUGGUGGCCUCUAAGCUGAUCCUGAUCCUAGAUGACCUGCUGUGGGUGCUGACUGACUCCCAGCUCAAAGCCAUGGUCCAGUACGCCAAGUCACUCAGCGAGGCCAUGGACAAGUCUGCUCAGCAGAGGAAGAGCAUGGCCACCGAGGACCAGGAGUCGUCGGCGCCCCCUUCAGCCCAGCAGGUGCGUAGCCAGCAGGUGUCGUCAGGCACAGCGGCUGACCAGAGCGCCACCAUGGCUAAUCUGUUCGCUGCCUUCGAUGUGUGUGAGACCUCCCACCACCUGCAGAUCACACACCUCGACCUGCACAUCUGUGAUGACAUACACGCCAAGGACAGAGGAAUCCAUAAGAGGUAACUGGUGGGGCCUAUGCAGCUCUCCUUCAGUCACAUUACCCUGGACUACUACCCCUCCCACAGAGCAGGUGAGAGUUGUCUCCACUGGAUGCAGUACAGUGAGGCCACUAAGGCCAGGGAGGGCUGGGCCAGGAGUCUGCUGGAGGAGUUCAAGUCUAACGUGGAGAUGUUGAAGACCGCCAAGAGAGACCGGGAUGGCCCGGCCAACUCUCACACCUCACCACAGCACGGUAAGAUCAGUACUAGUUCUACCAGUAUCCUCAGUUCUCCCCAGACCCCCAGGACGCAGCUCCUGUCCAGCUCCAUUGUCCUCAGGAUAGCUGACUUCAGCAUCUACCAGGUGUCCACAGCAGACCAGCGUCGCUCCAGCCCUAAGGCCAUGAUCUCCUGUAAUAAGAAGUCCCUGUAUCUCCCUCCUGAGAUGCCUGCCAUCCACGUCGAGUUCACCGAAUACUACUUCCCUGACGGAAAAGACUACCCCAUCCCCUGCCCCAACCUGUAUGUUCAGCUGAAUGCGCUGCAGCUGGUGCUGGACCCCAGGAGCCUGGUGUGGUGCAACCUGUUUACGCUGGACCUGAGGCAGAGCCUGGAACAGUUCAUGGAGCUCUACAAGCUCAAUGACGAGGAACAGAAGCCUGACGAGCACAUCGACAUCAGGGUGGACGGACUAAUGCUGAAGUUGGUAGUGCCCACGGACAGGGACCCCUCCUAUCCCCAGGACCUCCCCCGCUCCGUCUCCGUCCAAUGCUCGGAGAUGGUGGCCACCAACACCCGCCACCCCCCCAACUGCUCCCGCUCCCACCUGGAAGCCCUCCUCCUCUCCUUCCAAGAACAACAGUUCUUCUCCACCUCCUUUUCCUCCUUCCCUCGCUCCUCCACCUCCUUCCCGGUGAUCCACCCCGUUUUCCAGCGCCAUGCGCAUGAGCAGGACACUAUGUUGCACAAUGUGUAUAAAGGGUUGGUGUCGCCCUCAUUGGGCGUGGAUGCCCUCAAAAUGCCAGCUGCCACAGACUUGUGGGCGGUUCAUUUUGCCCAGUUCUGGGUGGACUACGAGGGGACGCGCGGCGGGAAGGGGCGGCCCCAGCCCUUCGUUGACGCCUUCCCCCUCACUCUGUGGGCGUGCCAGCCGGUCAGACACGCCCAGCACCAGGAGCGGCUAAUGGGCGGGGCUUCGAGAGGGCAGAGAACGCCCCUUGCUGCAGGCCUGGCCAGGAGCGAGCCUGUGGAUACCGUAGGACGUCUGCAGAGGAAGAGGCUUUUGAAGGAGUACUAUAGUACUGUUACGGACGCCACGGCAACAGAGGCCUCACUGCCACCUAGCAACGGGCUUCACAAGCCACUGUCCCUGGACAACAUCCCCCCACCUUCCUCAUCUUCCAGUAAGGAGGCAGACAUGCACAUGUUAGUGCACAUACAGAAGCAUUUGAGUGCUCAGGUGAGCCACAGGCAGUACAUGUUCCUGAUGCGGCUGCAGCGCAGCAUCAAAGCCUUGCAGCACACCCUGCAACAGGACCUGGAGGGGAUGGGCUCCAAACGAGACAAGGCAAAGACCACAUCGGACCCCCCUCCAGACCACCAGCCCUUCAGUGCCUGUGUGGGGAUCCUGCUCAAAAGUGCGGAGAUAGCUCUCCUCUUGAAGCCGGUCCCCCAGCCCGAGGGUCCUGGUUCCCCCCUAGGGUCGGAGUUGUCCCCCUCGGAGAGUAGAUGCACCUUGGAGACUGGGAGUGACGGAGGGGAGGGGGGAGAUAAAGGAACCCACGUAGAGGGGGCUGGGACAAAGGGAAGCUGUACAGUGGACCAGCUUAUGUGUGGGGUAGAGGGUGGGAUAACGCAAGGCCCCGCCCCUCUCAUCCCUGCCUCUGCCCCCAACCUGAAGGCGUCUUUUGAUCAAAGGACAGGGAGAUCGAGUUCAGAGGAGUUGGGAGAGGCUAUCCUGGAGGCCCGGACUGGGGGAGAGGAGCCGGGGACCGUAGUUGAUUAUACAGCCCAGCAGGGUGAGUUCUCCAGGGCAGACCCCACUCUCUCAGACCCACUCUCCACCAAAGACUGGAACGAGAAGAACCCUGGGGCCAGACUGCCUGAGUCUAUGUCCAGGAAAGGCAGUCUGUCAGUGGUUUCUGACCGGCUCAGCUCCACAAACACCCGGUCCACCUCCCUUUAUUCUAUUUCCAACAUUGGGCGUCUGAUGAGGGAGCGUUCCCAGUCCAGUUUCUCAGUGUCCUAUAAGAACAUGAAGAAGACUCCGUCUCUGCAGUCCUUGGACAACCUCUCCAUAGACAGCUACCUGAUGGAGGACGGAGACACAGACACAUACAGCCUGCUGGAGAGGGACGACGUGUCCAUCUCAGGCUUUAAGGAUGUGGUGAGGGAGCAGAGUGCCACAGAAAUUGCCAAGGAGGCAGCAGCAGUAGCGGCCAUGGGCACAGGGGAGCAGGACGGUGCUGGCUCACCAGAUACUGUCAGUGCCACCUCCCAGAGCAUCGACGAACCUACCAAAGACAUGGUGUCGGUGCUGGUACUGAAGGUGCAGUGUGUGUGUGGGGGGAUGGAAGUGCGAGGGGAGAGCACAGCUGUAUCUCUGGAGGUGGGCUGCGUCAGACCCACACAGCUGGGAAACGUCAGCCUCCGACAAUACCUCAGCAACCGCAGCCUGGGUGGUGGUCUGGAGGCCAAUUCAGACGGGACUACCCAUCUCCCGGAGGUCAGGGCUCGGCUGGAGAGCGGGCCCUGUGCCGCCGCCCACUCCCCCCUGGCCGAGACCAACGGUUUCCUCCAGCUGCGUCUCCGCGGCUACCGGGCCAGCUUCCUCAUGUCGUCGCUAAGGAAUCUGGCUCACUUCCUGGAGGAUGACUCCGCCCCCCAGGUCCUUCCGAUGGAGAUCAGCGUCAGGGACACACACAUCGACCUGAAGGAUGAUGGUCUCCGUGACAACCCGUCUGACCCUGAUCCCACCCCCAUCACCCUGCACAUCUCCAACCUGCUCAUCCACAGGACCGACGAUGGAGCCUUCUCUAUUGGGGUGGAAAAUGCGUCUGAGGCGGGGCCUAAGAAAGAAGUCCAAUUGAUUGACAGCGGUCUGUCUCCAGUCCCUGAGAGUGUGGUCAGCAGCACUCCCAAGGCCACACAGACCCCCGGCCCUCCUAGCCCUAGCACAACCCCCUCCAACAAAGAACAGCUGCUGAUAGAGGAGAACGAGUGUUUGAAACUGGAGCUCUCCAAAGCCAAGAUGGCUCUAGCUGAGGCCCAAAUGGAGAAGGACUCCCUGUUGCACCGCAUGAAGAGUCUCAAAGUGAGCAACAGCUAGGGUAGGCCACCAGAGGCCCAGUGACCACCAGCCUGUAGUGCUGCAUAUCACCACAGGGGGGAAGCAGAGAGGAGAGGGGGUGCUGGAUACUGGAGCUACUUGAUAUAGCAUCACACAAGUAUUAUUCAAGCAUCAGCCAGGUCAUUCAAGCCUGUUCUUAUGAAGAACUGGUCACCUAAGAACUAGACCACACACACACAGUCCAUGAAGUCUACUCCUUAACACACACACACACGCAGUCCCUGAGAACUAGAGUGGGGCUACUUUUUCACUACCACCCUCAUCUCAGGAACUGGAGAGUGGACAGUUAGACUUUCAUCCCCUCCUCGAUACAGUGCUGCCGUGUCGUCCCUGGGCUGGGACUAGGACUGCAGUACACAUGCUUGUUUUACAUGCUAGUUUUACAUGAUUGUUGUGCUUGUUUUGAGUUUCUCUCUUUAUGCAGUAAGUUAGUGUUCAGUCUCUCCAGUAAUCCGACUCUGCAAGCCAGAGCAGCCUCCUAAAUAUGGGAGCAUAAGGAGGGAUGUAGGGGAGAGGGGACAAAUCUAAAUUAAACAGCCCUCAAGUGGAAUGGAGGGGCUAGGGAGGUGGGGUGGGAGUCCUGAAUGUUAGGCUUGGGGGAAAAGUUGCCCUCCCUGAAUCGUUACCUUAAAUAAGAGAAACAAUGCAAAAAUGGGCAACUUUAUCAAGCAUCAUAUUUUUGAGGAGCAUAUUCUAUAUGUAAUGACCUUUGAUGGGAGGGGCUUGCCUGGGUGGGGUGAGACACUGAAUGUCAUAACUAUGGAGGAAUGUUUUAAAAAUACUUAUUUUGCACUGCGCUGAAACUGAACAUGUAAUUUGGUGCUUAUGGAAAAAAAUGUAUCUAGCGCUGAACCAAUUGUAUUUGGUGUGUGUGUAUGGUAAUGUACUUAUGAUGGGCAAAGCGUACACAAUGUUUUCUACAGAAUUCUGAAUGGUUGUGCAGUGUGUUUUCAACAUGUAUUUGUCAUGUAACUAAAACAAGCAUUUAAUUUAAUUGAAAAGGAAAAUCUACAAUUCUAUAUUUUCACAUGUACUUUUCUUCCAUUCCAUCUAGUUGAUGUCUACAAUGCCCAUAAUGUCCCACUGCACUGUUUAUUCCCCACUAUUUUUCUACAUGUAAAUAGCUAGUUGUGUGUCCAGCACUUUUGAACUAUAUUCAUUGUAAAUACGAUCCCUGUUCGAAAGCAUCAUCCAAUCCAGUUGAGAACACUACCCUGUCAUCUCUCGAUUAUCCAAUGAGUGGAAAGAACACUAAUAUGGAGAGCAAGUUACUAUCUCUAUUCUCCUAUGAGGAUAAAGCCGGGGGUGUAUUCAUUAUUCGAAUUCCUUUACAUAAUGUAUUUUCUGUUGAAAACGUUUUGCAACUAAAAACAUUUACCCAAACAGAAAACGUUUUGCAACGAUUGGACAAAUUCAGGGAGGCCCCCCCCAUUGGUUCCGUUUGCGUUGUUUGCUUCCAUUUAGUUCCUAGAGUAAAUGGUUUCCGUAGCAAAACGUUUUUUGCAAAGGUCUGCGACUAAUGAAUACAGCUUUCGCCUACCCUCUGCCGAGCCCAUCACCGGACCAUCCGGUUUUAAGGGGAAAUGGAAAAAGCCUGUGACGCGACUGCCACUUUUGAUCAUUAACAAGGUAACGCUCCAUCUUCUCCUCCACAUGUACUGGAUUGGUUGAAUGGUGCAGAAGAGAACCUCCCUGACCCCCCCCCCCCCCCCCCUCCCUCCCUUCUUGUCAAGAUUUGUUGUAGAAGAUCCAGUUUCAGGUGUUUAUUUUACUCCUGCUACGUUAGGUAACUCCUCCCAGUGCAGGAGGGGAAACACAGGCAUGUGCUUUUCUGUGCGUGCAUUCUAUAUUUGCAUAAUCCUACAUGUAGUUUUUCACCAACGUGAAGUCGUGCCCAUAUCUGCUGCACCAUUCUUGUCUGUUGGGGAAGCCUUGGCGUGUUGUAGAAUAGAGCUUGAUUUCCCCUUUGGAACAUGCUUUUGGCUCACACACAAUUCAGUCAGAAGGCAGUUCUGUCUGAAGCAUCACGUCUUACACAGGGACGUUUCCAGUAGUAGCAUGAGAUUUGCUGACAGAUUACAAUGGCUUGCCUCUCUUUUAAAGGUGCAGUCUGCAGGUUCUCUGUCCCGUAUGGCAAUGAGAUCAAGUAAAAACACAACUACCCUAAAACAAAACCGAAGAAGGUAAAGGUAGUUCUGUUUACACCAAAGAUGGCAACUGGUCUUAAUUUGGUUUUCACUGGCAGGCUCACACGAAUGACCCCAUCCUAGUCCUUCAAAAAGGGCAGUUUGGGAAUACAUACUUUUUCUACUUUAAAGUCGUUAACUAUCCAAAUUGUGGACCUAGCUCAGCCUAGGUCUAGUUCAGUCCAGCUGAAUGUCUUUACAAGCUGUGCUGUCCUCUCUCCCCAGCUCUCUCUACCUUGAUACGAUGCUGGUUCACUUACCUGCUCAACACUGACAAGACUUGAAUGGCAGUUAGGAUUUGAAUGCUUGAUUGUACUUUAAAGGCUGCCCUCUCUGGAGUUUAUAACUUUCUCAUCCACUUCCUUGUCCGAAUUGACCCGCCCCCUCAUUACAAUAGCUCCUCCCUUGACCUGCUCAGCUCCUGAACCUGUAUACAAAAAGAAAAGGAUUUGUAAUAUUUGUCUGUCAAAGCUGCUGAGCUACUGAUGAAAAAUAAAAAGGUAUCCAAUCAAAAAUGUC
Molecule: messenger RNA, 7433 nt
Organism: Oncorhynchus kisutch (coho salmon)
Lineage: Eukaryota; Metazoa; Chordata; Actinopteri; Salmoniformes; Salmonidae
Product: UHRF1-binding protein 1-like
Exons: 23
Source: RefSeq, a predicted model, not a curated record